Messenger RNA from Exserohilum turcica Et28A, 1617 nucleotides. RefSeq lists its product as uncharacterized. Gene Ontology annotation, cellular component: membrane. The transcript has 7 exons. Gene Ontology annotation, biological process: transmembrane transport. Gene Ontology annotation, molecular function: transmembrane transporter activity. The coding region runs from base 1 to 1617 and encodes 538 amino acids. Lineage: Eukaryota; Fungi; Ascomycota; Dothideomycetes; Pleosporales; Pleosporaceae. The record is from RefSeq and is a predicted model, not a curated record.
AUGCUUCGCGCUUUGACGAUUUCUCACGACCCCACAGCGCCUGCGGGUCAGCCAUCGCCUAAACCAGCAAUGGAGAAAGACGCAACACUCGUCACGAUGAAUGUCCCAGAUUACCAUGAUGGGCUCAGGGAAAAGCCCAUGAGUGUCGAACACGAUGGUGAUUUAUCCAGCAAUUCGAACAAACGCGUGUUUCAGCGGUACAUCAAUCAGCUUGCCAUUAACAACUUUGGCUUCACGCUGCAAGUCGCCUGGGAAGCCGUCGGUCUCUCGUUUCAGCUCGCAUGGCCAAACGGCGGACCUGCUGCGCUGGUUUACGGGUCUAUGAUUACUGGUAUUGGCUCUACUCUUGUCGCUUUGGCACUGGGUGAGAUGGCAUCGAUGGAUCCUACAGUGGGCGCGCAGUACCGAUGGUCGGCACGCUUUGCUCCAUUGGCGCCAGAAUUCUGGGGCUUCAUACAAGUCAGCGCAGGAUGGACUACCGUCAUCGCUUGGAUCUGUAGCUGUGCUGGCGCAUUCUCUUUCAUGUCCAACACACUCUCCGGUUUAAUCAUCUUCAACAGCCCAACCUACGAGCCCAAAGCGUGGCAUUCAACAGUGUUUCUGAUAGCCUUUCUCAUUGUCCCGCUAGUUCUCAACCUCUAUCUGCGGAGAAUCAUCAACUACCUGGAAACAAUUGGUGGUGUUUUCCACGUCGUCUUCUUCGUGGUUAUCAUCACGACCUUGUGUACCCUCUCCAAGCGUAGUACGCCUGAAUACGUCUUCAAGACGUUGCACACCGAUGCCGGGUGGGACAACCCUGGUGUAGCAUUCUCGAUCGGCAUGCUUGCUACAGCAUACCCUAUCAGCAGCUUUGAUGGUGUUCUCCAUAUGAUCGAAGAGACAAAAGAACCACGUAAGCGGGUUCCCAAAGCCAUGGUACUAGCGACGUCGCUGAAUGCAGUCAUGAUGAUCGCAUUUUGCAUCUGCUUAAUGUUCUGCAUCGGGGAUGAAGAGGCAGUGGCAAAGUCGAUACUGCCGAUUACCGAGGUUUUCUACUCCGCCACAGGCUCCAAGACAGCAUCGACGGUAAUGACGAUGCUAAUGGGGCUCCAACUCAUGAUUGGCAAUUUUAAUAUUGUAGCUUCUGUAGCGCGUUUGGUCUGGCGAUUCGCGUCGGACAAGGGCCUUCCAUUUCACGAGCACUUCACCUAUAUCCAUCCCACGCUCCAAGUCCCCAUCCCGGCACUCUUCCUCGUCGGCCUCAUCUGCUGCCUCUUGUCGUUGAUCAAUCUCGGGUCAGCAGCUGCGUUUAAUUCACUCAUCUCCCUGCCGACCAUUGCACUAUACGUGUCGUACCUGGUGCCAAUUACACUUCUGACGUUACGCCAAAUGGCCGGUCGACACCCGAAAUACGGACCUUUUCAGUUUGGGCCAUGGAGCGUUCCCAUCAAGCUGUGUGCCAUGGUGUAUCUGGUGUACAUUAUCAUCUUCGUGGCGUUUCCGGCAUCCCGGCCAGUGACCAGCUUGAGCAUGAACUAUGCGCCUCCGAUCCUCAUUGGCUUUCUCGUGAUAGCCAUGGUCGAUUGGUUCGCUAGGGGCCGUGCCAGGUUCGAGGUGCCGACGGCUGCGCUAGACUAG